AUGGAGAUCAAAUGUGCACAAAUUUUCAUCAACCAUGUAAUUAUCAAAAAUGCUGUAAUUCGUUCAACUCUUCAGACAGUUGAACAAGAAGGAAAAUUAGGAAGCAGGUUCAUAACAAAGUUCUACCAACACAUCCUGUCUUUUGUAUUUGCCAUUGACAAGGUCAAUGAGGACCCCAGCAUCUUGCCCAACAUCACCCUUGGCUUCCACAUUCGGGAAAGCUACAAUGAUGCAAGGAUAACCUACCGCACCACCUUAGAUUUGCUUUUCAACACACAUCAGUUUGUGCCCAACUACCAAUGUGGCAUUGAAAAAAAUAUUGUUGGCAUCAUAGGUGCAUUGAGCUUUGAAACUUCCUCCUGCAUGGCAGACAUCCUAGGUCCUUACAAGAUUCCACAGCUUUCAUAUGGCUCAUUCAAACCCAUGAAUGAUCAGGACAAUCUGCGCUCCUUUUACCACAUGGACCCCAAUGAAGACCUGCAAUACCAAGGACUUGUCCAGUUACUCCUCUAUUUCCAAUGGACGUGGGUAGGUCUCAUGGCUUCAGAUGAUGGUGGUGGAGACCAGUUCUUGAGAACCAUGGAGCCACUGCUUUUGAAGAACAGGAUCUGCUCAGAAUUCACAAGAAGUGUUGCAAUAACUUUGCAUAUAAGUGAAAAGAUAGAGGACAUUUUUCGUACACUAUGGAAUCAUGUGGAAUACAUAAUGGGGAGAAAAUCCAAUGCCAUUUUAAUCCAUGGUGAAGCAUCAGCCAUUAUAUGGUUGACAAGUCUUCUCUUGGCAAACACUUUUGCUCAGCAAGUAUUUCCUCAGUAUAAGGGGAGGCUCUCCUCAUCAAAAGUGUGGAUAACAACAGCUCAGAUUGAUUUCUUUAUAACUGGCUUGGGAACACUUAGUGGAUUUGACAUACAACAGCUCCAUGGUGCCCUUUCCUUUGCCAUUCCUUCCAAGCAACCUGAAGGCUUCCGAGAGUUUCUUGAGCUUGUCAAUCCUUCUUGGGAUAAUGACGAUGGCUUUAUUCAUGAAUUUUGGCAAUGUGCUUUUGCUUGUUCAUUUUCAGGAUCCAUUGUGAUUUUCCUAGGUCGAACAUGUACAGGAAAUGAGAGUUUGGAGACCGUUCCUCGGUCUGUGUUUGAAUUGGAGAUGAGUGGCCACAGUUACAGUAUCUACAAUGCAGUCUACACUCUUGCUCAUGCUUUGCACAACUUGUACUCAUCUACACCCAACCACAGAGGAACAGUGAGUGGAGACAGGGCAUUUCCUGAGGUUGUACAUUCCUGGCAGCUGCACUCAAUGAUUCAGAAGAUCUCAUUCAACAACAGUGCAGGCGAGGAAGUUGCCUUUAAUAAACAUGGAAAAUUCGAAGGGGGAUUUGAUAUUACCAACUUGGUCACUUUCCCUAAUCAGUCCUAUGUCAGGGUCAAAGUGGGAAGCAUGGACCAUGAUGUUCUUCCAGGCAAAGGAUUCACCAUUAAUGAGGACAGAAUUGAAUGGCACAGACAAUUGAAGCAGGUGCCUCCUGUUUCUUCCUGUAAUGGAAAAUGCCCCCCUGGUUCCAGCAAGAAAAAGCAGGAGGGGAAGCCAUUUUGCUGCUACGAUUGUGCUACAUGUCCAGAUGGGAUGUUUUCAAACCAGAAAGAUAUGGAAACCUGUGUCCAUUGCCCAGGGCACCAAUAUCCAAACCAAUUUCAGAAUCAGUGCAUUCCAAAGACUCCAAACUUCCUUGCUUUUGAAGACACCUUGGCCAUUAUUUUGAAUUCUGCUCUUCUUUCAUUGUCUCUGAUCACAGCUCUGGUGCUGGGCCUCUUCUUCUGGCACAGGGACACUGCCAUUGUCAAGGCAAACAAUCGAAGGCUCACCUGCAUUCUCCUCAUCUCCCUUCUUUUGUGUUUCCUCUGCUCUUUGCUUUUCAUGGGAAUGCCCAAUACAAUGUCCUGCCUGCUGCGACAAACUGCUUUUGGCAUGGUCUUCUCUGUGUCUCUCUCCACCAUCUUGGCAAAAACGGUUUCUGUGGUGCUGGCAUUCAUGGCUACCAGACCAGGAUCCCAGAUGAGGAAGUGGGUGGGGAGAAGACUGUCACAUUCCAUUGUGCUCUGCUGCUCCAACAUUCAGGCAGGGAUCUGUAUUCUGUGGCUUACAACGUCAUCUCCUUUCCCAGAUGUGGACAUGCACCCCAUGACUGAUGAAAUUGUUCUGCUCUGUAAUGAAGGCUCAAUCCUCAUGUUGUCUUGUGUCUUGGGCUUCCUGGGCCUCCUGUCUUCAGUCAGCUUUCUGUUGGCCUUCCUGGCCAGGAAGUUGCCAGACAGUUUUAAUGAAGCCAAGUUCAUCACCUUCAGCAUGCUGGUCUUCUGCAGUGUGUGGUUGUCCUUUGUCCCAACAUACCUGAGCACCCAAGGAAAGUACAUCGUGGCUGUGGAGAUUUUCUCCAUCUUGGCCUCCAGUGCUGGCUUGCUGUUCUGCAUAUUUUCCCCCAAGUGCUACAUUCUUCUGUUCAGACCAGACUUGAACAACAGAGAGCAGAUAAUGC
Varanus komodoensis (Komodo dragon) is the source of this 2527-nucleotide messenger RNA. RefSeq names its product vomeronasal type-2 receptor 26-like. The record is from RefSeq and is a predicted model, not a curated record. Gene Ontology annotation, cellular component: membrane. Gene Ontology annotation, molecular function: G protein-coupled receptor activity. NCBI's taxonomy places the organism in Eukaryota, Metazoa, Chordata, Lepidosauria, Squamata, Varanidae. Gene Ontology annotation, biological process: G protein-coupled receptor signaling pathway. The transcript has 6 exons. The annotation marks the transcript as partial.